CAACAACAACAGCAGCAGCAGCAGCAACAACAACAACAACAACAGCAACAACAAACUCAUCAUCAUCGACCCCAUACUCAUUCACAUCACGGUCAACAGCAACCGCAGCAGCAACAGCAGUCCAGUUCGGUUACGUCGACCUCCGUCGGAACCGAGCUGAUCUCUGCCGAUGAAAAAGCAGUCAUAUCAGGUAUUUAUCAACAUUACUUCCGCGCGAUGCGCGCUCACAAUCAUCAGCAUCGGCAGCAGCAACAGCAACCGCAGCAGCCGCAAGCCACACAGCAGCAUCGAACGACUCAUCAACUUCAUCAUCAACCUCACCAAAGCGACCGAAGUUCCUCCUCGUCAGUGACCCCGACGGCCACGUCGAUCUCUGGCAUUCUACGACAGACCUAUCAACAGACGUAUAAUAACGCGACCAGUUCGAAUUCGUCGACUCAUCUGCGAGCAACGACAGCCGCCUCGGUGGUCGGACAUCAUCCGUACAGACGGCCGUCGGCCACGUUACUAUCACGUGCAGCCUCGUCGCACGUUGGUCAGCAAGCUUCUUCCUCAUCUUCCUCGUCCUCUUCUUCCUCCUUGACGUCGAUCGGUGCUUCCAGCGGCGUUUCCAGCGUGUACGCGAGCACGAUACACAGGCAUCACGCGACCUCGCUACACGCCCUUCAGGCGGCCGGUUUUUACGAAACGCCCGGUUAUCAUGCGCUUUUGCCGCAGAGUUAG
Heterotrigona itama is the source of this 723-nucleotide messenger RNA. The record is from the annotation of a GenBank genome assembly. NCBI's taxonomy places the organism in Eukaryota, Metazoa, Arthropoda, Insecta, Hymenoptera, Apidae.